AGAACAACAAUAAAGGGUUGCAAGUUCUCAUAAAUUGAUUGUUCAGUGUAGCUUUGGAAAAGAGAAACAACAUAAAGGGAAUAGUUUCAAUCAAAGAAGCUCUCGGCUGAAGUCCGACCCCAGGACUUGAUGGUCACAGAAAUGUGUGUGUGUGAGAUAACAUUGUCAAACAGGGAAUUUUCUGAAUGAAAAUGUGCUAGGCUGACACGAGGUGUAAACAUUAUCAAUCAUCCGGAGAGAGGCAUUUUCUAAAUUAAGAAACUACUCAUGGUGAAGGUUACAGGAAUAUGGUUCCAAGGUUGAGAAGAUAAUAAUGACCGCAUGGAAGAAAUUAUGUAACCAAUGGAGCAAGUUAAAUUCCAGGUUGCUGAAGACAUUAUGUAUCCACAUGUUAUGAAACCACCUGCAAGAAAGCACAAUCAAUUAAAAAGUGCCUUAUUAUCCUAAAAAAGACAGAUCCUGGAGUCCAGUAUCCAGGCAUUACAGUUUGACAUUUUGUUUUACUGAAAGAACCUGUCCAUUGGUUGCCCUGAGCACCUCAUUUUCUAAUUCAUGAGCCAGAGGGAUGCAGGUGCUCAGCUUUCAGAAAGGCUUCUCAUAGCUGCACACAAAGGCCAGACAGAGAAUGUGGUGCAGCUCAUCAACAAGGGGGCCAAAAUAGCUGUCACUAAGCAUGGACGCACUGCGCUGCAUUUGGCUGCGUACAAGGGCCACAUUGAUGUUGUACGAAUUCUGCUGAAAGCCAGUUGUGACCUGGACAUCCAGGAUGAUAGUGAACAAACAGCCUUGCAUCGAGCAGCUGUUGUGGGUAAUACCGAGGUCAUCUCAGCACUCAUUCUUGAGGGAUGUGCUCUAGACCGGCAGGACAAGGAUGGUAACACUGCUCUGCAUGAAGCUUGCUGGCAUGGGUUCAGUCAAUCUGUCAAACUCCUGGUCAAGGCAGGAGCAAAUGUCCAUGCAAAGAAUCAGGCAGGUAACUUAGCCCUCCACUUGGCCUCUCAGAAUGGCCAUUCCCAGAGUUCCCGUGUACUAUUGCUAGGAGGGUCCAGACCUGACAUUAAGAACAGUAUGGGUGACACGUGUUUACACAUUGCUACUCGUUACAAUCAUGUGACUAUUAUUAGAAUCCUCCUGAGUGCUUUCUGUUCUGUUAGUGAGAGGAACCAGGCAGGUGACUCACCACUCCAUAUUGCUGCAGCUCUCAACCACAAGAAAAUAGCAAGACUUCUGUUGGAAGCUGGGGCUGACAGCAACAUUGUCAAUAAUGCAGGGCUGAGCCCUCUGGAAGCAGCUAGAGAUAAUAACAGUCCAGAAGUAGCCCUUCUCCUCACCAAAGCACCACAGGUUCUCAGUUUUUGUCGUGGGAGAAGCCUGAGGAAGAGGAGGGAAAAACUCAAGCAAGAACGAAGAGCCCAAUCUGUGCCUCGUGAUGAAUUGAUCCAGAGUAAGGGAAGUGUCUCAGUGGAUGAUGGCCACAGCAGUGAGCAAGGACAUCAGAAGAAAAAAAAUGGGGAUGAUUUAAUCAGAGUAGCUACACCAGAACAGAAGAAAAAGUGGGAGAGAAAGAAAAAACAGAAGAGUUCCGCUCUUUCUGAUCCCCCUCCACUGACAGACCAGCAGCCUCAACAAGACAAUGCAAAUAUCAGGAAAAGGAAAAGCAAACAUUGCUGCUGUUCCCCAAGUCCACAGCAAGCCGUUCUCCCUCAUAAUUUCCGUGCCUACCAGCUCUAUACAUUAUACAGAAACAAGGAUGGCAAAAUCAUGCAGGCCCCAAUAAAUGGUUGCCGUUGUGAGCCCCUCAUCAAUAAACUUGAGAACCGUCUUGAAGCCACAAAGGAGGAAAUAAAAGCUGAACUUGAGAUUGUGCAAGGAAAGUUGAAUGCAAAACUUGGAGAACUGGAAGGAAGAAAUAAGCAUGAGCUCAGAGUCCUAGAUAAGCUAACAUAUGAGCGGAUCUCUGCUGAGCGGACAGAAUGCCUCCAUCGUAUUGACCAGCGUGCAGUACUUGAGAGACUGGAAGGAGAGAAACGCCAGUCUUCAAUGAUGGAUGAUAUGAAAUCUUGGUGUAUGUCAAAGCUCCAAAAUCUUGAGCUCAAGUUAUCAGGAGAACUGCGAUCAAAAUCUGCAACACCCUCCAGUGAAAAUGUGCCAGAAAGUCUAGGUCCUGAUACCAUUCUAAGCAACAGAGACCACGGAACUGUCCAGACAUAUCCUAUUACACAGCAAGCAGGAGAACAAUUACAACAGCCUUAUAGUCUGUUAGAUGAAUCAGAAGGUGCCAAAGUCCAAUCCCCAGAUGAGGUAUUAGGCAGACAACAGGAUAUUCCGCAAGGAGCUACACAAUUGGUAUUGACUACUUCUAAUUCCUCCUCAACCACUGCCCAAGCAACUUCUCUUCCAGCUGUUCGACCAAAGGAAAGGGCGGUUUGUUCUGCUCCCCCUUCUAAAACACCCCAAGACUUAUCAUCCGUGGAGCAGCCUUUGCCAAAAUCUGGUCAUGUUAAGUUUCAGACUUCUAGUGAAACAUCAGUUGUGAAAACGGACCAAGCAGUGAGUGUUCAUCCAGUUCGGGGACACAAUCAAAGCAAAAGCACCCAGACGAAAAAAUCUCUCAGUGGAAGACAUCGACAACAACAGAGCAGUACGCUGCUUUCCACUGGACAAUGCAUGGAACAACCUCGCACAGUAGUUAAGGAGAGCAUGCCUGUGCUUGAAAUCACACAAUAUUUUUUUGAGGCAGUUUCCACACAGAUGGAAAAGUGGUAUGAGAGGAAGAUUGAGGAAGCAAGAUGUCAAGCUGAUCAGAAGGCCCAUCAAGAUAAAGUCGCUUUGCUGGAGCAGAUUAAAAGCUUAGAAGAAGAAUUACAGAAACUUAGGACUAAAAUGCAGAAAGAUAGCUAGCAAUUCCAGUGAAAGACACUCCUUCCUAUCAAGGAACAUAUCACCUAUGGCAAUAAUAACUGACACAAUAUUCUUAGCCAGAGAGUAGCACAUAAAAAUUAACAUAACAAGUAUAUGUGGGCUUCCACUGUACAGGAGACUUGUAUUUUUAAAAUUGCAUAAUGUUGUUUUACAUUUGUUGGUCUCAAGCUACAGAUUCAACCUUUCGACACUCUAUUUUAGGUCCUCCCUGUAACAUUAAAAAAUAGGUUAUACUUUAUGUUUGUCAAAACUAAGCAUGAAAUAAAUUCACUGAUAGACCCUUACAGCUCUGUAUAGCACAAGUUAGUAAAUUAUUACUUUUGGAAAGUGUUGCAAACAA
Molecule: messenger RNA, 3262 nt
Organism: Hemiscyllium ocellatum (epaulette shark)
Lineage: Eukaryota; Metazoa; Chordata; Chondrichthyes; Orectolobiformes; Hemiscylliidae
Gene: ankrd6b
Product: ankyrin repeat domain 6b
Exons: 18
Coding region: 553-2901 (782 amino acids)
Cellular component (GO): cytoplasm; nucleus
Molecular function (GO): protein binding
Source: RefSeq, a predicted model, not a curated record